Messenger RNA from Micropterus salmoides (largemouth bass), 1164 nucleotides. Its product is annotated as histone H1-like. The record is from RefSeq and is a predicted model, not a curated record. Gene Ontology annotation, cellular component: nucleosome. The transcript has a single exon. Gene Ontology annotation, molecular function: structural constituent of chromatin; DNA binding. NCBI's taxonomy places the organism in Eukaryota, Metazoa, Chordata, Actinopteri, Centrarchiformes, Centrarchidae. Gene Ontology annotation, biological process: nucleosome assembly. The coding region runs from base 466 to 1071 and encodes 201 amino acids.
ACUGAUCAUCAACAGAUGCUUGUUUUUACUUUGAGCGCCUGAACAAACAUGUGGGUCCGCUGGAAAACUGCUUUUGAUGGAGCUCUGAUGCAUUUUAAAACAUUUUAGGAGAGAAAUGGGAGUGAAAAGCAGCUGAUAAGCGCCGGUCGCGACGGUGAAUGUGUGAAGUUUGGAGGCUCCGCAAACCAAACGCAGAGCGCAUCAGAGCUGAACAUGACUUCAGUAUGAAGAGACACCAGUCCGCUACCGGCUCCUUCACCGGCAGCCUGCGGCUCUUCUCCCACAUUUAGUUCGGAGCCUUUUAUCGGUGCAGAGAAAACACAAGUGGCGGCGUUCAGCCCGCACCGAGCGGCCGCGAGCUGGGCUGAGUCUCCACGGUUCUCACGGUGUGUUUAAGUGCAGCCUGCUGCUCGGAGCCUCCAUCAUUCAGACUCUCGUGUUAUCGUGAGGAGAAACAAGCAGAACAUGGCAGAAGUAGCUCCAGCCGCCCCCGCCGUCGCCGCUCCGGCCAAAGCGGCCAAGAAGAAGGUGUCCAAGCCGAAGAAGGCUGGUCCCAGCGUCGGGGAGCUCAUCGUUAAGGCCGUGUCCGCGUCCAAGGAGCGGAGCGGCGUGUCCGCGGCCGCCCUGAAGAAGGCUCUGGCUGCCGGAGGCUACGAUGUGGAGAAGAACAAGGCCCGCGUCAAGACCGCCAUCAAGAGCCUGGUGGUGAAGGGGACUCUGGUCCAGACCAAGGGGACCGGGGCCUCGGGCUCCUUCAAGAUCAACAAGAAGGCGGAGACCAAGCCCAAGAAGGCGGUGAAGAAAGCGGCUCCUAAAGCCAAGAAGCCCGCAGCCAAGAAACCCGCAGCGGCCAAAAAGCCCAAAGCAGCGGCAGCCAAGAAGCCGGCAGCCGCCAAGAAGUCUCCCAAGAAGGUCAAGAAGCCCGCGGCGGCCAAGAAGGCGGCCAAGAGCCCCAAGAAAGCUACCAAGAGCCCCAAGAAGGUGGUGAAGAAGGCCCCCGCAGCCAAGAAGACCCCCGUCAAGAAGGCCGCCAAGCCCAAAGUGAAGAAGGCUGCAGCCAAGAAGAAGUGAGCUGCUUCAAGACCAACAACGUCCCAACAAAAGGCUCUUUUAAGAGCCACCACAUCUUCCUCAAAGAGCCUGUUCACACUCAUUAACAGCGCA